Molecule: messenger RNA, 5224 nt
Organism: Rhea pennata
Lineage: Eukaryota; Metazoa; Chordata; Aves; Rheiformes; Rheidae
Gene: MMRN1
Product: multimerin 1
Exons: 8
Coding region: 18-3587 (1189 amino acids)
Molecular function (GO): protein binding
Source: RefSeq, a predicted model, not a curated record
CUUUACAAACCAGCAGAAUGAAGGAGGUAAUUGUACUGCUUCUAUUAUACUUACAGAGCGGCAGUGGUGGAGCUGAUAUUCCACACAAGCUCUGGACCACAGCUCUGGGUGGUGAAACCCAGACAAGUCCCUCAGACUUGACUCCAUCUCCUACUGCAAUAUAUGGCUCUGUAAACCCAGUGGCGAUUGUGGAGUCUCCCCAUCCCGAGAUCCAAGCUGCCAAAGGAAGUAUAUUACAGGGAGCCACUUUUGCACCUUUGGACAAGACUCUGGGACAGAAAGCAGGGAAGAAAACCUCUACUCCUACAAGCCAGUCAAACGGACACAGUGACCCUGACAAGGAUAAGAUCGGAAUCUCAUCUAGCAGGAAUGGAACAUCUCUACAGAGCAAUCCUAGUAAGGCCCCUCUCUUGCAAGAGGUCACUAAAAGCCAGGAUUCAACUACAGGGAACAGAUCUCUCAAGCAGUCAGCCCACAGCACUGAUAACACCAGCACCCAGCAGGAUGCCAGCUUCAAAACAUCUGGCUUUGAAACUACCAGAGGAAAGAAUUGGUGUGCUUAUGUCUACACCAGACUUUUACCUACAGUAGUAGUGGACAACCUGGAAACCUUCUCAUCAGCCAGAGCAAAGCCUUGCACAUGGCUUGCUGGAUCCUGUGCUCAGAGGUCUCAGACAGCAAUGCUUCAAGCCUACAGAAUCAAACAUAAAAUAGUGACAUCACUGGAGUGGAAGUGUUGUCCUGGGUACAGCGGACAAAACUGUCAGCCCAAAACUCAACAACAAUUACUUAUACACAGCAACCAGGCUGAAAGCAGCAGAACUGUCAGUGAGAGAACACCAGGAGCUCCACAGGACCCCAGCGAGCCAGCACUUAUUGAAAAAAUGAAUGAGAAGAUUAGCAGACAGGAGAUGAAACUGACUUUUCUACAGAAGAAGGUUGACAACAUUGCUGCUGCCAUGAGUGAUGCGAGCAAGAUGCUUUCCUCUCUGGAAGGCAAAAUCAAUGAAGAUAAGGGCAGAGACUUCCAGCCUUUUCUAAAAGGUCUCAAAUCCAGAACUAUUAAUGAAUUAGUCAAAGGCAUUGUCAAAGAACAGUUAAAAGCAUUUCAAAAUGAAAUGCAAGAAAACAUGGCUCAGAUUUUCAAGUCUGUGUCUAGUUUAUCAGAAGAUCUUGAAAAUACAAAAGAAUUAGUCAAGCAUUUGAAUAAAACUCAAGAAAAACUUGCUCAGGAAAAAGACAGUGGGUCAACAAAGCUGGAUAUUUUGGAGCUAAAGAGCCAUAUGGUGCAGAUAAAAGAGGAAAUGACCCUUAUUUGUGACAAGCCUAUGAAAGCUUUACAGGUAAAGCAGAAAUCCUUAGAAGAAAACUUGGAGCAUCAGCAGUCAAGAAGCGUCAUUUUUUAUGAAUCUCUAAAUAAGACUCUUACUGAAAUGAAAGAUAUGCAUAAACAACUGCUAUCGACUGAACAGUCUUCAGGCCAAGGUAUCCCUUCAGCAGAUAAAGUCGCAGAGUAUAAUGUUACAGAGUAUAUGUUCAUGCUGCGUGAGAAAGUAAAGAAGCAGGGCCUGAUAGUGCUGCAGAUCUACGAUGAAUUAAGAGUCCAGGACAACAAGAUCAGCAAUCUCAGUAUUGCACUGGAAAUUCAGAGAGACUCUAUGCUGGGAGUCUGUGAUGACAUGUUGUCAGCAUGCAGAAAGGAUUUCCAAACACAGCUGGCAGCAGCCCAAGAGAACAUUCUUGUCUUAAACAGAAGUGUCUCUGACCUGAUCCUUCCAUUGGACAAUAAGAUGGACAAAAUGAAUGAGCAGAUUAACGAUUUGUGCUAUGAUAUGGAGAUUCUGCAACCCUUGAUUGAACAAGGGGCACCAUUUAGUCUGACUCCAGAAUAUGAACGAGAAAUUGAAGCUGAAGCAAUCAACAAGAAGCUCGAAAACCUGACAACUGUCAUUAACAGAAUGAGUUCUGCAAUUAAGGAACUUUCCAAAACUCAGGAAGGACUUAAAAAUGAAUCUCAGGCUUACCAGGAACUCUUUGAGAGUCGUAUUAAUGAAUGCUUCAUUGAACUAGAAGAUGGAUUAAACAAGACCAUGAUAGUUUUAAACAAUGCUAUUGACUCUAUUCAAGAUAACUAUGCACUGAAAGGUACUCUAAGUGCCCUGAAAAAUGAGACUAAGGUCUGCUGUGGCAGAGCUGAGAAGCUGGACAGCCUUCUGGCUUUCAUUCCCCAGGUCCAACCGUUGAAUGAAUCCCUCCAGAUACUGCUCACUGACAAAAAGCAUGAAUUCAUUUCACAAGUAGUUCAGUCCCUUUCCAAUCUUCCAUACGAGGGGUCUGAUAAAAGUAUCCUCCACAAUUUCAGCAAAGUUUACUAUAUUUUAAAUGAAACUUCAUCAAAAGUAGGCAAUCAGCAGCAAGAUAUCAGCCGUCUGGAAGAAAAACUAUUUGACUCUGUAGAGGAAUCAAAGGACCAUGAAGUUCGCCUCCAAAGCGUGGAGUCAAAAAUUUCCAAGUUUUUGGCAAAUAACUGUAUCUCACUUAAAAAAAAUAAAGCUGCUUCAACAGAGAAGGAGCAAAUGGUCUCACUUCAACUUCAGACACUGAGUUCUAGGGUUAAGGCUCUGGAAGCCAAGUCAAUCCGCUUCUCGAACAGCAUGCCACUUCUGAACAAGACUGCUCAUGAGGCCUGGGAACUAUGUCAGGAUACUGCCAGCAGCAUCCAAAAAGUGAAUGCAAGUAUACCUAUGCUAAUUAAAAUUGCUCAGCCAGAUAUCCCGCUGCUGCAGAGAGGCUUCAAAGAGCUCAUUGAAUCUGUACUUGAAAUAAAAGCAGAGACUAUCCUGAAGAACUUAACCCAGCAUGUUGACAUGUCAGUGGCAAGUGCAAUGAACAACAUGACCAGACUUCAGAAACAGAUGAAUCCAGUAAUAAAGAAACUGGCUCUGGGGAAAAAAGGCACAGUGAACUUCACCAUGGCAGGCCGAAGCCAGAGAAACACAGAUAAUACUAUAGAUUCAGAACAGUAUUCAGCCUGCGUCAGUUCCCCCUGCCGGAAUGGAGGAACCUGCGUCAAUGACAGAAGGAGUUUUGUCUGUGCUUGUCGUCACCCCUUUGGAGGAGUCGACUGCAGUACGAAGUUGGUGGAUGACAAUUCUCUGAAUGUAGAUUUUUCAAAAGGAUCUUACAGAUACGCGCCGAUGGUGGCUUUUUUUGCCUCUCAUACCUACGGGGUGACAACGCCAGGACCUAUCAGGUUUAACAAUCUGGAUGUCAACUACGGAGCGUCAUAUGCUCCAGCAACUGGGAAGUUUCAUGUCCCGUAUCUUGGGGUCUAUGUUUUUGAAUAUACCAUUGAAUCAUUUAGUCCACAUGCAUCUGGCUAUCUGGUUGUUGAUGGAACAGACAAACUCACUUUUCAGGUUGAAAAUAUUAAUAGUAACAAGUAUACUGACAGAAUCAUUGCUGGAAAUGCUUUAUUAGAGUUAAAUUAUGGUCAGGAAGUCUGGCUUAGACUGGCAACUGGCUCUAUCCCUGCCAAGUAUCCACCAGUCACUACGUUCAGUGGUUACUUGUUGUAUCGUACCUAAAUCAUUCACAAAUAUGAACAGCUACCAUCAUGUGAAGAAACCGGCAUAUGAAUUUAUCUUUAUCUUUAAGUACUUGCUGUCUUUCACAACAGUAAAUUUCUGAAAGUAAUCAGAUCAAUGGCAUUUCAGGUGUCUAUUGGGCUGAUUCUCCAAGAAUUCUUGUGAGCAGCCAUGUACACAUCUACAAAAAGAGUCCACAGGUUAGGGAUGAGGGGAAAAUAAGCAUCCUCCUUGGACAAAUGUGAGUGGGAAGUACUAAUCUAAUUAUGUUCUGCAUUUAUGUUGCAUAAGGUAUACUUAUACAAGACAGUUGAGUAUCAUUUCUCAAGACAGAUCAAAGUUGGUUUUUAUUAUUCCUUUGCAACCUAAAAUCACACCAAAGGUGAUGGCUAGGUCUUGAUGAUUCAGAUGUUGUGUUGCUAUUUAUCCCAUUUUAUCAUGUGAAAAUUCAAAAAUAUAUAUAUUCCGUUUGGAGAAAAGACUUUUUUUCUCAUCUUGCCUCACAUUAUUCAACCAAUGUCUUGAUACAUUAAUGUUUAAUUGGUUCUCUAUUUUAUAUGUAAACAAUAUGAUAGUGAACUGCUUUUUUAUCUAACAAAAAAAACAUAAUAAGAGACAGUAUUUAAAGCUGCAUUUCAUAGGAAAAAUAUUACAGUGGAUUUGAUGAAGACUGUUGCUUGAAGCAUUUAAAACAAAGCUGGAUUUUCUUUAGGUGAUAUGCUUUUGAGCAGACGUGGUUAUGUAGGCUUGAUGCACAUUUUAGCAUGUAAGUUUUGGCCUAUAAUGUACACAAGGUUAAACAAGAUGAUCAUAAUCCUUUGUAACUUUGAAUUCUACAAGUCUAUCAUCUUGUUUGUUUCUGCAUCAUAUUCACUAACUGCUAACGCAAGAUGAAAUGAACUCCAGUCUACAUAAGCCAGGACAUGAUUUUCAAGAGUCAAUUCAAUAAAAACAGCAUUUUCAGGUCACGCUAUGAAUGCCUGUGUGCCUAAAAUGGUAGCAGCUUAAACAACCUUCUAAACAAAAGUAAGAUAACUGAAUUUUAUGUUCGUAUACCAGCAAAUCUAUGCUAAUAUAAAUGACGAGGGAGUGAUGGCCUGGUCAAAUCUUACAAUCAGCUGGAACUUAUUUUUUUCAUAAGGAACACCAAACAGUGUGGUUCGUAAUCUCUAAUUUUUUGCAUUCUGGAUUUUUGAAAUAUUUUCAUUGCUGGAUGAUGGAUCAGGUCUUCAGUUAAUCAGUAUGUUCCAUUGGACUGUAGCAACUUAAAGAAGGUGAAAAUGUUUUGAAGCUCUCUGAAUAUAUUGUUUUCUACUGUCAAGAACUGCUCUUUUAACAUACAUGUGAAUCUUCAGCUUUACUCUUAGAAUUACUUUGUUAUUGUACCUUAUCAGAUCUUAAAGAAGAUGAAUGUCCAAGAAAUAACUGAAAGAGAAUUCUUCCAUGCUGUAUAUACUGGCUAUAAUAAUCCGCAACAUCUUUCUUCUGAUGUUUAAAACUAAGUAGACUAGACUUUGUUAUUCAAAAUUAAAAUGUAUAUUCUUCACUACAAAAGUAAUUUGUAUUGGCUUCUGAAGCUUUUCUGUGGGCAUGUGCCAAUGUACAUCAGCUACCUGCACUAAGGAAGCACACAGCAU